CCUCUCUAUUACUCCAGGAGCCCCUGUCUGAGUACAGCAGAGAAAAUGCAGAGAGCAAGCCUACAUGUUCGAGAGCUGAAUGCCGGGGAACACCAAAUUGUCAGGAGCUCUGGGCCUGGGACUCCUGGGGCUAACUAAGGCUCCGUGAUCAUGAGGUCUUAGGCACAGGAGCAGACCCAGCGCUCCUUGAGGACAGGCACCUGGCUUAACCUCUUUCCCACAGUCUUCCAGCAAGGCUGUUAACAGCUUUAGCGCAGAGACCAGGACUGCUGUGUCCAGCACCUAGGACAGCGUGGGAAGCUUCUGUUUCUACCAUUUGAUUCAUCUGUCUCCUUCCCAUCCUCCCUCACCGAGCCAGCGCUGUCGUCCAGAUUCCACUUAAGUCUGCUGAAAAGGCUCAACAUCAACUCCAUGGCCAACACCUCCAAAGUGUUUAAGAAGACCUGCUCCAAUGGGAAGCUUUCCAUCUACCUGGGGAAACGGGACUUCGUGGAUCAUGUGGACACAGUGGAACCCAUUGAUGGUGUAGUCCUGGUUGACCCUGAUUACUUAAAAGGCCGAAAGAUGUUCGUUAUGUUGACUUGUGCCUUUCGCUAUGGCCAUGAUGACUUGGAUGUGAUUGGUUUGACAUUCCGCAAGGAUCUGUAUGUACAGGUCCAGCAAGUGGUCCCCCCUGAGCCCUCCAGCCCCCAGGGGCCUCUCACAGUCCUACAGGAGCGACUGCUGCACAAGCUGGGGGAAAAUGCUUACCCCUUUACUCUGCAGAUGGCUGUCAACCUGCCUUGUUCGGUGACACUGCAGCCAGAUCCUGAAGAUACAGGAAAGGCCUGUGGGAUUGACUUUGAAGUGAAAAGUUUCUGUGCUGAAAACCUGGAGGAGAAAAUCUCCAAGAGAGACUCCGUGAGGCUGGUGAUUCGGAAAAUACAGUUUGCACCCCUGGAGCCAGGCCCUGGCCCCUCAGCCCAGACCGUCCGCCGCUUCCUUCUGUCAGCUCAGCCCCUACAACUCCAGGCCUGGAUGGACAGGGAGGUUCACUACCAUGGCAAACCCAUCUCUGUCAAUGUUUCUAUCAACAACUGCACCAACAAGGUCAUCAAAAAAAUCAAGAUAUCAGUUGACCAGACCACAGAUGUUGUCCUGUAUUCACUAGACAAGUACACCAAGACUGUGUUCACUCAGGAGUUCACGGAAACUAUAGCUGCCAACUCCAGCUUCUCCAAGAGCUUUGCGGUCACCCCACUCCUGGAUGCCAAGUGCCAGAAACAGGGCCUGGCACUGGAUGGCAAACUCAAGCAUGGUGAUACCAAUCUGGCCUCCAGCACGAUUCUUCGACCUGGAAUGGACAAGGAGCUGCUGGGGAUCCUAGUAUCCUACAAAGUCAGAGUCAACCUGAUGGUGUCCUGUGGAGGCAUCCUAGGUGACCUGACGGCCAGCGAUGUUGGUGUGGAGCUGCCCCUAAUCCUGAUGCAUCCAAAGCCAUCACAAGAGGCUGCUAGCUCUGAGGACAUAGUCAUCGAGGAGUUUACUCGUCAGGAGCCCGGCGAGGAGGAGAGCCAGGAGGCUUUGGCGGCAGAGGGAGAUGAGGGGAGCUGAGCACCUUGCUCUGGUGCCUCUGUGUGGGAGCCGCUCUGUAAUGCUCUAAUAAAUUGGCUUGUCCAGACAUGCCUGGUGAUCUCUUUGCUAUUUCUGCCUCCUGGAGGGUAAUGGAACUAACAAGAACAAGCGCCCUCUCUCCCUGUCAGUGAUUAGAUUACUCUGUAGCAGGUGCUUUUCCCUAAGUGACCCCCCAAAUUCCCUCUGGCAUGGCCACUCGCCCUCUGUGGGUCCUUCAACUUUCCCUUUGCGCCCUGGCCAUCCCCG
This is a messenger RNA of Equus quagga, 1860 nucleotides long. RefSeq names its product arrestin 3 (gene ARR3). NCBI's taxonomy places the organism in Eukaryota, Metazoa, Chordata, Mammalia, Perissodactyla, Equidae. The coding region runs from base 412 to 1593 and encodes 393 amino acids. Gene Ontology annotation, molecular function: G protein-coupled receptor binding. The record is from RefSeq and is a predicted model, not a curated record. Gene Ontology annotation, biological process: signal transduction; visual perception; G protein-coupled receptor internalization. The transcript has 19 exons.